This is a messenger RNA of Drosophila arizonae, 556 nucleotides long. RefSeq lists its product as uncharacterized. Lineage: Eukaryota; Metazoa; Arthropoda; Insecta; Diptera; Drosophilidae. The record is from RefSeq and is a predicted model, not a curated record.
CGGCAUUUGGCUAUAAAAGCGCAGCGCUGUCUUCAAAUUGGCAUCACAAAUCAACUGGUCAUUCACUAGCUGACAACUAUCCCAAACCCAAACAAUCAACAUGUUCAAAUACUUCGCCGUCUGCUUCUUCGCUGUUGUGGCUGUGGCCUCUGCCAAGCCCGGCAUUGUCGCUCCUCUGGCCUACACCGCACCAGCUGUGGUCGGCAGCGCCGCCUACGUAGCACCCUACGCCUCCAGCUACACCGCCCACCAGAUCGCCCAUAGCGCCGCCUUCCCCGCUGCCUACACUGCCCCCAUUGCCGCCGCCGCCUACACCGCUCCUCUGGCCGCUGCCUACGCCGCUCCAGUUGCCGCUGCCUACACCGCUCCAGUCGCUGCCGCCUACACUCGCUAUGCUGCCGCUGCUCCUCUGGCCUACAGCGCACCUUUCGCYGCUCCUUAUCUGGCACGCCCUUAUGCCGCCGCCCCUCUGCUGCUGAAGAAGUAGAGUGUGUGUAGUUCAAUAUAAAUAUAUAUCUCUGUAUAUAUAUGUAUAUUUGCAUUUCGCAUACCUCAA